Molecule: messenger RNA, 2823 nt
Organism: Prorocentrum cordatum
Lineage: Eukaryota; Dinophyceae; Prorocentrales; Prorocentraceae
Source: the annotation of a GenBank genome assembly
GUGUACGCGUUCGGGGACACCGAUGCCGAGGACAUCGAGGCGCUGCGGUUCGACGCUCGGGCCCUGGCUCUCGUGAUGGGCGUGCCUUCGCCGCCCGCCGCGCCGGGCGCGGUGAUUCCGCGCUGGAUCGUCUCGGACCCUGGGUCGCCCGACUUCGGCAAGGAGCUCGACGUCCACAUCGUCGGGAGGCUGCUCUUCGGGGACGCCGUGGGGAUCGCGCUGCUCAGCGAAGAGGAGGGGUGGGUCUCCGUGGAGAAUGUCCAGGAGCGCGACGAGGAGGCCUGGCUCGCCGAGAAGCGUCGAGGCCCAGGUCGCGACCCGCGGAUCUCGCCGCUGUCGCGUCGGACGCCAGGCCAGCCGGUCAUGCUGCCCGAGGCGCUCGCGAGGAUGAGCUCGAUCGACAUCGAGGACUGGCCCUUCCGCGGGCCCAAGGCCCUCCCCGAGCAGCUCGCCGCCGUGCUCGCCACGGGCCUCACGCUCACCUCCUACUGGGGUUUCUGGGUGUCGGAGUCAGGGGUCUCGCGGAGCGCGGGGGUGGCCUUGGAGAUGCGCCGCCUGUUGAACGUGCUGCGCCAUAGGGUCACCCACGACCUCCUCGACGCCUCGAACCUGGCGUCGUUCGAGCUGCUGGGGCGGAGGGCCCUCCAGAUCCAACGGGCGGUGAAGCGGUGCCCGCGGCGCCCCAGCUUCGAGGGUCUUGGCUUGGCGCUGAGCAGCUCGCUGGGCGAGAGCGGGGGCGCGGCGGCGUCUCGACCCGACGCCUUCGUGGCCGAGGAGCAGAAGGCGCAGGGGAUCAUCUUGGAGCAGGAGAGGCUGUUCAGGGAGGAGCAGCAGUCCGACGCAAAGAAGUGCGAGAGCUUGGGCGCCGCGGCUGUGGACGCGCGCCUGGCGCGGCAUCCCUCCGAGGCAGGACUUCGCCCGCAGUUUUGUUUCCUCUGCCGCGGAGCGACGGGUUCUACCGCCACCCCCGGCGGGGGGAACGCGCCGCUUUACCUCGGCGCCUGGCUCGACGCGCUGCUGAUGCUGACACUCGCGAUCACCGGUCUCUGGAGGCCAUGGGGGCGCUCUACGCUUCGGCGGCCGCGCGAGCUGGACGGCGCCUCGACCCUCGAGCGCCCGGCAAGCAGGGGCCGACUACCGCCCAGGAGUCGGGCCCGACGUCGCGUUCGCAGUUUUGGGGGCCGCCCGGUGGACAUGGACUCCCCGAAGCAGUUGCGAGGCCUUGCGCCUCGCCAUGUUUCUGGGGUCCUCGACAACGCCGACCCGGGCGUAGCGCGGCCCAGGGCCCAUAUUCCUCAGGACCAGGAGAUCGUCGAGCCGCGUUGGGGCCCCCUCCUCAACCCGUGCGACCGGCGGAGCCGCUCCAGGCUCAUCGACUUCUUGCGGCGCCUGGCUGAGCGCGGGCCGGUUGAUGGACGUCGGCGGCGGAAGGCCUGCGUCAGCGCGUUCUUCGUCGCCAGGAAGAACGGCGACAUCCGCAUGGUCGUGGGCGCCCGACUGCUGAACCAGCUGCACAAGCUCCCGCCUAGGGCGGUGCUGGCCUCAGGAGAGGCUCUGGGGUCGAUCAACUUGCUGGACGCCGCCGACGCCUCCCCCCAGGACCUCGCCGACUUCGACGGCUGCUUCGGGUCCCUCUGCGCGGGCUCGGUCGACCUCAUGGGCGGCUUCUACCAGUUCGCCGUCACCGCGGACGAGAUCGGCCUCGAUUCGAUAUUUGACGAGAUGCUGGGUCGGCGCGUGGCUGUGGCGUCGGACCAAGUGCUCGUCGACGCGAUGGGCGCGGCGGGGCUCCAGGGCGACGGCUGGUGUCUUGAUGGGGCCAGGGCCCCGGCGCUCGUCGGGCGCUCGGUCGCCAGGGCCCCAUGCGUUGACCAUGGGAACCUGGUCUCGCUCAGCGGAGCGGCGAUCGACGACCCUGGAGAGGACGGCCGCGAGGGGCGGCUCCGAAGCACUGCGAAGCGGGCCUGGCGGCCCUACCUGGCGCUGCACCACGUCCUACGCGAGCCGUGGCUGGUUCGGUGGCAGCUGCGACGCAUCGUCGGGCACAUCGCGCGCUACUUCUCGGUCUUGCGGCCGGGCCUCAGCGCGCUGGGGGCCUGCUGCGCGCGCAUCGCGAGUGGCGACCUGGUCGAGGUGGGGCUCCUGCCGCGCGGCGUGUUAGGCGUGCUCGCCGCCGCGGCCAGGCUGGUCUUUCUUGGCGAGGUCGAUCUGUGCAGGGUGCCGUCGGACAUCGCCUUCGCGACCGACAGCUCGACGCGGGGCUGCGCCGUCUGCGAGGCGCGCUUGGGGCCGCGGGGGGUCCUCGCCGCCAUCCGCUGGCGGGAGCGGCAGCGCUCCGUCGCCUCCGAGGUGGAGAUCGCCUCCGACGACGAGCUGCGCGAGGGCCAUGCUGCAGGGCUCAGCGAUCCUUCGGAUCCGUUGCCUGCGGCCACCCCGCCGCGCCAUCGGCGCGCGGUGGCUCGGCGGCGCCGCGUCGAGCUCGAGAUCGGCGCCUCGCUGGAGCCGCUGGCAGAGGCGCUGCUGGACCCGAGUCGCUGGGCGGAGCGGCGCCGCGGCGCUUGGCGGUGUCCAGGGCGGAUCCACGCGUUGGAGGCCCGAGCCGCGGUCGCCCCGCUGUGGCGCGCGGGGGGCGACGUCGCGUUCCACGAAGCGGAGGUCCUCAGCCUGUGCGACAACAUGUCGUCGGUCCCCGCUUUCGAGAAGGACAGGGCCACCAACUUCGAGCGGCUCGCCCAGCGUCGGCAGGCUGCGGCGAUUUGCCUGGGCGAGAUCCGCUGGCGGCCCAGGCGCGCGCCAGGCAGCUGCUCCGCGGGCCCAACAUAG